This is a messenger RNA of Henningerozyma blattae CBS 6284, 987 nucleotides long. It is a transcript of the gene BUD16, whose product is annotated as putative pyridoxal kinase BUD16. The transcript has a single exon. The coding region runs from base 1 to 987 and encodes 328 amino acids. Gene Ontology annotation, molecular function: pyridoxal kinase activity. Lineage: Eukaryota; Fungi; Ascomycota; Saccharomycetes; Saccharomycetales; Saccharomycetaceae. Gene Ontology annotation, cellular component: cytosol. The record is from RefSeq and is a predicted model, not a curated record. Gene Ontology annotation, biological process: pyridoxal 5'-phosphate salvage.
AUGCCAUUAUUAUUAGCCACCCAGUCUCAUGUAUGCCAUGGGUAUGUUGGAAAUAGAGCUGCUACAUUCCCAUUGCAAUGCUUAGGUUGGGAUGUAGAUUGUUGUAACUCUGUUCAAUUUUCAAAUCAUACCGGCUAUGGUAUGGAUAAAGUGUUUGGUAAUAUUACUUCUACUGAUGAUCUAAAUAAUAUUUUAAAAGAUUUGUUUUCUAAAGAAAAAAGCCACCAAUAUAAUGCUUUGUUAUCAGGCUAUUUGCCGAAUCAAAUGUCUGUUAAAUGUAUGAGUCAGAACUAUAAGAAUUAUAAAUCAAAUCACGGGGAUUGCGUUUGGUUAAUGGAUCCAGUAAUGGGGGACGAGGGUCAAUUAUAUGUCUCUGAAGAUGUUGUACCGGAAUAUAGAUCUAUCAUAUUUAAUAAUGAGCCUGGCCUUGUAAAUAUCAUAACACCAAAUCAAUUCGAAUUAGAGUUAUUAUGUGAUAAAAAAAUUAGAACUUUUGAAGAAUUGGAAAAUUGCUUGACUAUGCUAAGAAAAUAUGUUGAUACAAUCAUAGUAACAUCGAUCGAUUCCUCAUUAGUAGAAACAAAGGAGACAAAAGAAGGCAAGAGCACAGACGAAUCUUAUAUAUAUUGUGUGGUAUCAAGUGAAAAGCAGAGCAAAGGCGAUGGCUCACAGAUAUUUAGGGUACCUCUAUUGAAGUCAUAUGUUACAGGUGUUGGAGACUUGUUUUCCGCUUUAGUUCUUGAUCGUAUUUAUAAUUAUGAUGCAGAAGAAAGAUUUGAUAAAAAAAUUCCCUUCUAUAAUCAGAUUAAUGAGGUAUUAGAUGUUAUCCAAAGAGUAUUGAAACUAACACAAAGCUAUGCUCCGAAAGAUUUGGUUUCCAAAAUAAAUUCUGCUGAUGAAAUGAAACUGAUGGAGUUGAGGAUUAUCGAGGCAAGAGAUUAUUAUGAUAAGCCAACUAGACAUGAUUAUAGAUAUAUAUGCCAUUAA